This is a messenger RNA of Amoebophrya sp. A25, 5181 nucleotides long. Lineage: Eukaryota; Dinophyceae; Syndiniales; Amoebophryaceae. The record is from the annotation of a GenBank genome assembly.
AGUCCAUUAUAUUUCCUUUUCUGAUUUUCCCACCCGCCGCGAUUUCUUUCAUCCACCCACAUCUCUUUCUCCUCUUAUUCCUAGACCUACAAUUGACUGUAUGUCGUCCAGUUCUCUUGAUGUCCCAACGAAUAAUAUAAAACCUCCACAUUUUCCAUCUUUUACAACUCGUAGUAAACAUCAACAAGACAAGAACUAUUCAGCUGUCGUCUUUGUCACUUCAGUCGUUUUUCUUGUCAUAGAUUUCCUCAUUUCGGAAGUAAAGAAAGUCUAUCUCGAGGCGCUAAUGUCGAAUAGACAGUACGUUCAGCAGGGAAAAGGCGGAAGCAGGCCAUCCUCUCAGGAUCGAAGCACCGAAGGAAAAGCGAAGCCGGUAUCAUUUUUCACUCAAAUCACAGCUUUGAUCUUGAUAUCCAAGGACCAACUACUUAAGACUGUAUACGCGUUGCGCGGACAGCGCACAACACAGUUUCAACAAUACAAACUACUACUCAAGAAUAUCAACUUCAAAACGUGGAUCUUUUUUUUUAAGAUCCAUGAUUUUCUCUUUCACGCAAGAACACAACAGCCUUCAACAAAUCGACCACCAAAGGCGUGAACAUCUUCUUCUACACACCUCCAUGCAUGAGUAGAAUACUUGUUCUGCAAGAGCGUCAACCUUAUCUAUCAGGUGCCGCAGCCUAGCCCGACCCCACGCAGCUCCUACGCUCCACCUUCCCGACCUUCGGAGAUCAUGAUAAAGAAGUUGGAGACGCGCGUAAGCGCUACUGCUAGUAGCCUACAGCAACUAGUAGAGGAUGCGGAGACGAUCUCAAGUAACCUGUCCAACGAGGAGUCGAAAGUUCUUCUCCAAUAUUUUAGGAACAAGAUUGGGGAGACGGUAAUAUUUAUAAAUAUAUAUUUUUACUUAAGAUGUAGUUACUUUGUUGUUCUUAGAAUGAUUAUACAUGUUGAGUAGCUGAGUUUUAAGAAGAUGAUAGUGCAACAAAAAUGACCACGUCGAAGUACUAUAGUUAAGGCUACCGCUGAAGCAUCCUCAACAUUAUCCUUGGCUCUUUUUCUACUUGAAAAGGAAGCCAAGGAUGCUCUCAGGGAUGCGACCGCGGUAGCUCUAAUAUAGCAGAUGAAACAAACUUGCUGGUGCGUAGAGAUAUCUAUUUCUUGUUCUUGAGCAUACCUCUUAACAUCGUCCAUGAUCUUCUCAUACAUCUUCACGCGAUCAUCUUCAUCACACGAACCAGCUUUCCGUCGCCGCUGGUGAACUCGAGUCAAACGCUUUCAUGACUCCUUCCUCCAGCAAAGAGCACAAGGCCUUCUCCGGUCCUGCCCAGAAAUCUUCUGCCUCCUCCUACUCCUCCACGACCAACAAAAAACGUCGAUCCGAGGAGAUCGCUGCUCGUCUCGGAGGUGCUGGCGACAGCCCCAUUGGCAACAUGAGCGGUCGCUUGAGCGGCGCCGCUGGUUCGGACAACAAAUACGGCCCGCCAAUUCUGCACCACUUGCGCAGAGUGAAGGACAGAGACAUCGCCCACGACCGCAGGAAAGAAUAUUAUGAGCAGAGUGUGUUGCCAGAAUUGAAGGUGCGAGCAAGUCAAGCAGGAGCUUUCCGUUCCAAUGUCCGCGCUUCUAGGGCGAAUCAUGAGGACACUAUGCGACGAUCAGUGCACAAGCAGUUGAUGACUGUGUAUUACAUUUCAAUGCUGGUUCUUUUUUGCUUUACAACAAUCCAAAAAUAAAAACUAUUACUAGUCUUUCAUCUUCGUCAAUGCAGGUGUAAUGCAGAUGUAGUUCAAGGAAUUUCAACGGGUUUUUUUAUUCAGGAGGGCCUCAAAACUUCUACCUUCGCUUUGUUCUACUUCUUGUUGACGAAGAACUACCUGGUCCUCGAGUCCUCGAACACAAUCCUUUCUAAAAAUUGGAAUAUCCUACCACCCAAGAAAUAUAAUCUAAAUGAAUCUCUCAGCACCGCCGAGCGCAACCGCAAUUUGAUCGCGCAAGAAAAGUCUCGGCAGAGCUUUAACUCCGUCAUCCUCGAUCUGAAGGAUAUCUUCGCUGAUCACCACCACGAGGAGCACUACACGAGAUUCUCCCGAGUCUCCGAGACAGGCAGUCUUCAUCGUGCCAGACGGGAGUUCCACGCAGCCCUGAAGGCAACAGUGCCGAUUUUGAAGGACCAGAGUGACUUACCAGAUCACCUCUUCGAAAAAGUCUUCAAAAAGAUGGAGAAGAAGCUGAUGAAGUCGGCUGUACACACGUCCGAUGAUGAGGAGAGGGAAAGAUACAGUGGUACUUCUAUACUACUCAGUACCGUGGUACUUACUAUGUUGUUUUGUAUCAUUUUUUAGCGCCUCUAUCAUUAGGCUAGUACUUAUAUAUAAAGGAAAAAAUGUUGUUCCGAUUUGCUCUGUUGAGAGGACGAAGAAGAUUAAGUUGACCUGUAUAGAGCUCCUCAGGUAAUAUCUUCGUUUAUGUUGAUUGCCUACCUUCAUCUUACCGCCAAGAAGAAGCACCAAGAAGAACAAAAGUAAAGAUCCCUUUUUACGCAAUCCCUUUUUACCACGCAAUCCCUUUUUACCACGCAAUCCCUUUUUACCACGCAAUCCCUUUUUACCACGCAAUCCGUUGUUACCACGCAAUGCCUUUUUACGCACUCUUUCCUCCUCCAGCCCAAUCAAUCCGUUUUUACGCACUCUUCUCUCCUCCAGUCCAAUCCGACGAUGCUAGCGACGAAGUGAAAUUGGAGCAUUCUCACUUUGCCAGCUACCACCACGAGACGGGAGAGCCCGUCAUGCGCCAUGUCCGCGAACUCCAGUCCCCAGUAAAUAAAGCAGGUGGUGUCCAGAAGAGCACGCCUUAUUUUAAGGGUUCUUACCACAAUGUAAAUUCUUCACUACCAUCCUUGACUUUUUUUCCAGUAGGACGAUAGAGGUGAGGGAAGAUGAAAGGGUCAGGGAUGAUCUGAAGAAUGCAAUGUCGCAACCUCUAAUUAUUUGAGCAAGAAGGCUGCUGCUGCUGCUUCCGGAUCAUCCGCUUCUGCAGCUCCUGCACAACAAGGUUCUAGAUGGGCUCCUCCAGCUACUCAGAAAUCAGGUUACGUUCACCAGCAGCAAAAGGGUGUUCCCCGCGGUGGUCGGUCUAGCUCACCUAAAAAUGCCGCGGCUGGACGUUCUGCUUCUCCAGCUCGCUUGCUGGACUACAUCGACGAGGAGGAAGAACGCAUCCUCAUGGCUCAUCGCGCAGCGAAGAAGGCUGCCAAGGAUCGACAGCAGGCAAUGGCAACGAGCUUGGUCGGCCAGGGUCCUCAACUAGCAUCCCAUGAAGCGGGAGCACUGUUGCCGCCUAAGGGUUUGGUCAUUCCGCCACCAGAAAAGACUAUGAGCUUGUUCCCGAGUGGAGUUUUGGCGGCUGGGGGCAGCAGUAUCUAUAGACAUUGACAUUCUAUUUAUUCAUGUUCCCGCAGGCUAAGGCUAAUUAUUUCUCCGAGCUUCUAUUGUGAGUAAGCACCAGAUCUAGAUACGUUUGCUAUCAUUAAUCCUCAUCUUGAAUCACUUAGCGUCUUGACGAUAGUCAUGAUCGUUAUCAGAACUUAUCUCUACGGGCAUUAGUAAAAACGGUGCCAUCAGGGAUACACAUGAUACACACAUACAAAACUCAAUCAGUUCCGGAUUUCUACUUGAUGCAUCCUUCUAAUUCGAAAACUUUAUCAAGUUCAAGGUCGACUGUAACGAACACCUUCUUCAGCUCGAAGAACACACACCUUUCCACCACCCACCACCUUCAGGUUCCCCGACCUUCUUGAACGCCACUGCUUCUCUGCGUGCUGCCGCUACGAGCAAGGAUUAAGACUUACUUUUAUUCAUCUUAAGAGGCAUCUACUUUGAUCCCUUUUUCACGAGGGAACUGCGUCAAAGAUGCUUUCCAAGAUGAAUAAAAGUAAGGUCUAAAAGGAGGUGAACGACAUCAAGUUCGAAGUGAACGAUUCGAUCGCCACUGCUACUCCUCGUGAGCUUCGCGAUAUGCAGAUUAAGCAGGUCAUGGGUGCUGGUGGUCCACCAAUGGCGACUCCUCUCCUCGGCAACGUCCAUGAGAACUACCUGCAAGAGCAGAGCAAUCGUCCGGUUUUCAUGCGUAUGAGCCCAGUUGUGCCAGUCCGCAAUGCGCUGCAAGGUUUGUCUCCUCCACACCUCGACACGCCAUUGUUGAACACAGGCACCAUCAUUGACAAGACCUUGUUCGACCCUACUCUUCCCCGCCGUCAAGGCCGUACCCUGACUCGCGCACCCGCGCACCAGAGUGGCGCCAACAGCGUCCGCUACAGCUUUGGCGCCGACGGCGCAACGGUCGUCACCGCUACGACAGGCGAACGCCGCACGCCGAGUCCCACGGGGCGAUUCGUGCUGGGCCAAACCGAUGUGUUCAAGCGAGACAGCAAGACCGGACACGUGUCGAAGAACACAGUGGAUGUCGUCUAUCUGGACGCUAACGCAGGACCGGGAGGGAGCAAGCAGGGGUCAAAAGUGAACGCUUUUGGAGCUAUCACAGGAUCGCCGCAGGUAGAACAAGUGAUUUGAUCUGUUAGUAAAAGUGCUGUGAUCAAUGAUGAGGGGUCUUGUUGAAUCUAUUCAAGAAAGAGAUUCAUAAAAACUUAGUUGAGUACUGUCACUGAUCACUCUACUAGAGUCUAUUCUUGAGAGAAAACGAAAAUAUUACUCCAGCACCUGCCAAACAUUAUUUCUGCCACGUCUCUUGCACCACCUUCUCAUUUGGAAAAUCUCACAUCAACAUCAUCAAAGACUCACUGCUCUACGUCUACUCAGAUAUAUGUAUUAUGAUUCAUCCAUUGUUCUCUUUCUCAAAAGAAAUAAACCACUCAUAUGCAUCUCUUCACUCCAGGGGACGACUAGCAGAGACGUCGUAAAAGUCGACGAGACUACCGAGUUGGUCGAGAAUGGUGAGACCUUGUACGUCAAGCGUGCGCAACCCGAUGGGAACAGCCCAUCUAUCUCCUACCACCGCCUUGUCCACUCCGGACUCCUGCACCAACCCGUGUUGCUCAGUGGUGUACUGGGACAGUCGACGACAAACAACUUGCCGGGUCUGAUGCUCUCGCCAACUUUGGACUGUAAAGAAGAUAUCCAAGUCGCAGGAGGAGACUCUUCGCCGAAGAACAAUGUUGCGUGA